Messenger RNA from Morus notabilis, 1769 nucleotides. RefSeq names its product dof zinc finger protein DOF4.6. Lineage: Eukaryota; Viridiplantae; Streptophyta; Magnoliopsida; Rosales; Moraceae. Gene Ontology annotation, molecular function: DNA-binding transcription factor activity; DNA binding. Gene Ontology annotation, biological process: regulation of DNA-templated transcription. The coding region runs from base 136 to 1227 and encodes 363 amino acids. The transcript has 2 exons. The record is from RefSeq and is a predicted model, not a curated record.
UCUCUCUAGUGAUCCAGCUAUUGCUUUAAGACCAUCUAGCUAGAAAAGUGGGUGGUUUUCCUCUCUCUCUCUCUCUCUCUCAAGACUGCAUAACUUUUUUCUUUUUCCUCUCCUUUUUUGUUUCCGUCUUAAUCCAUGGAUAGUACGGCUCACUGGCCUCAGGGUAUUGGAGUGGUUAAACCCAUGGAGGCAAGUACUUCAAAGCAGGCUAAUAAUAAUAAUAAUAAUAAUUCUAAUAAUAUGUUAGAUCAAAGAUCAAGAGCAAGGCCUCAAAAGGAUCAAGCUUUGAACUGUCCAAGGUGUAACUCAACCAACACCAAAUUCUGCUACUACAACAAUUACAGUUUGACUCAGCCUAGAUACUUCUGCAAGACUUGUAGAAGGUAUUGGACUGAAGGUGGGUCCCUCAGAAAUGUUCCUGUGGGUGGUGGCUCAAGGAAGAACAAGAGAUCAUCAUCAUCAACAACAAUAACUUCUUCUUCAUCUAACUCUUUGUUACCAAUAUCUUCAGCUCCAAAGAAACUCAAUGUUGAUCAUCAUCACAUAAUACCACCACCAAGCUUAAAUUUCCCACCUGAUCAGAACCCUAAAAUCCACCAUGCCCAAGAUCUCAACCUAGCUUAUCCACCAACAAGUAGUCAUCAUGAUCAUCAUCAUCAUCAUCAUCACAACAGUAUCUCUACAUCAUUUGUGGAACUUCCAUACAAUAGUACCACCCGUAUUGAUCAUAACAAGAUCAGCCACACCCAAAACCCUAGCACUACUAUGGAGCUUCUCAAGACGGCAGCUUCAAGGGAUCAUGGCAGCGGCUUGAUCGGUUCAUUCAUGUCGAUGCCGGUUAAUAAUCCAGAUCAUCAUAACUCCAACACAAUGUUCUCAACUGGGUUUCCUAAUUUGGCUCAAGAAUUCAAGCCUUCCCUUAGUUUUGGUCUUGAUCAUCAUCAUCAUCAUCAUCAUCAUGGUUACAAUAUGGAUGAUCAUCAAGAUGGGAAUCUCCAUGGGGUUCAAGAGAGUAGUACUACUGGUGUGAGGCUCUUGUUUCCUAGUACUGAUGAUCAGGAUUUGAAGCAAGUUUCCAGUACUACCACAACUACGAAUACUCAUGAUCAUGAUCAUGAUCAUCAUCAACAUCAACAUCAUCAGUUUGAGCUGAAUAUCAAAGGGCAAGGAGAUAUUUCCAACGGGUAUAAUUGGAAUGGAAUGUUAGGUCAUGGAGGUUCGUGGUAAAUAAACAGGAAAAAAAAAAAACAGACGUAACAUUUUGGACAUGAAGGUGGAGAUUUUUAAUUGUUUCAUGAUUUUAUUUUUCUUUAGUGCGUGGCUUGAUGCUCAUCAAAUUACUAACAGAUUAGGGUACAUUUGGGUUCUUUCUCGCUUUUUGUACUUUUUUUCUUUGAAAAAAUAUCUAUUUUAUUUAUUUAUUUUUCUUUUAACCUUUUUUCUUCUUUUAGUGUUUCUUUUGGUGUUUUAAAUCAAUGUGGGAUGUUUUGAAGCUAUAUUUUAGGUCAGCUUCAAGGGUGUGGUGCAGUGCUGUAUUCGUAAAGGUAGAAAAAGAAAACAAAAAACAAAAAAAGGCCACCAAGCAAGUCUUUCAUCUCAUAUUUCUCCUUUUUAAGGCUUCAUCAGGAUCAUCGUCAAGAAGAUAAUGCACCCAUGGCCUUCUGAUCAUCAUGCCUUUCAUGAUCUGCCACAGCUAGCAAUAGUUUGAGACUUUUAAUGUACUACUACUUCUUUAUGAGUUCGUGUACUAAAUAAUUAUAUACAUAUAU